UUUUUAAUAGACACCGCCAAAUAACAGAAAUCUUGUACGAUUUUUCAGCUUGAGCUUGGGAAUAAUUGUUUCUAGUUACUGGAAAUAGUAAAUCAGAUGUUUCUCUGCUACAGUAUGGCCAAAGCUGUUUACAAAUUCCUAUUCAUUUUUGGUUUUGUAUCAUUACUUCAUGGCGGAUAUUCAGCUGCUCAACAUCGACGCUUCAUUAGAAUUACUGAGCAAGAGUAUUCAACAUUACCUACUGAUGUGUUUGUCCAGUGCCUUGUGAGCCUCAUUGUGACAAUGUAUGGAGUUGUUCACAUUGUUGGGGACUUUCGAGAGAUCAGAGCAAACAUUCAGCUAGAAAACAAGACGUGGGAGACUGCAGGUAACCGACCCUCUUUCUACAUCUUCAGUCACAGAGGAAGGAAUUUAAGUCCAAACUAUAGUGCCUGUGAUGGAGCUUACGGCAACUAAGAGCACAGGCUGAGAUAUCAACAUUCUGUGUAAUGAUUUUUAGAAGAUCUUUGUUGUGAGACUUUUCAGCUGUAAAUAAGAAAGUGAUGACCAUGGCCCUUGUCUCUGCAUGGCUAUAGUAGCUGAAGUUGAUGCACAUACUUCAGCUACUAUAUUAUUACCUAUAUUACAAAGUAACACCAACAACUUCAUUGUUGGUGUUACUUUGUAGUCAAUUUUGAAACAAUUGCAUCUGGUUUGCAACCAGGCCUGGACAGAGAUAUCCCUAGUCCGCUGCAAAAUAAUGAUCACUUAAUAUUAGUGUUUAUCCUCUUAUUUUGAUGUCCUUCAUUGCUAUUUUCUUUGUUGUUGAGAUGAAAAAGACAAAUUAAUUUGUGUUUGCCAUUCUUGUUAUAUCUCUUUGCAUGGUAUUGGAUGCUGUGGCAGGUCAAGCAUUGAGUUCAGUUAUUUUAAUAAUCAAUCGUGAAACUAACCUGUAUUUGUCAUCAAUGUUCAACUUGCCAAAAACUUAUUCUAAUGUGGCAGUAGGAACAAGAUUAGUCAAACUCGAGUCAAUAGUUGCAUUUUUUCAUUUAAAGUGUUGUUCUAUACUAAAACCAUAAUUUGUAAGUUUUCAAUACAUAAAACAUGUUGGUGAAGGAGAAUCGAUGUAUUAAAAUUA
Molecule: messenger RNA, 1117 nt
Organism: Hyalella azteca
Lineage: Eukaryota; Metazoa; Arthropoda; Malacostraca; Amphipoda; Hyalellidae
Gene: EMC5
Product: ER membrane protein complex subunit 5-like
Exons: 4
Coding region: 97-456 (119 amino acids)
Cellular component (GO): EMC complex; early endosome; plasma membrane
Source: RefSeq, a predicted model, not a curated record